AAGAGAGGAGACGAUCAUGGAGCCGGAGGGGACCACAGAAACGCAAGCCGCUAAUUUGGCGCAGUCAGCAGCCUCGAAACUGUCCCAGAUGAGCGAAAGAACUAAACAACUGGGGAAUGUGAUCCAAAACCCAGAAAGACAGAAACGGAUUAUUAUGAUCAUAGUUUGUGUUGCACUUUUAUUAGACAACAUGCUGUACAUGGUGAUCGUGCCAAUUAUACCCGAUUAUCUGGAAGAGCUACAGCAAGAAGCGGACCAUGUGCACACUGCUGCUGAUGCUGCUGUUGCGCACACUAACUCCACCAACAUCACCACCGAGCCCGAUGAUGAACCCAAGUGUAACUUCGACGUGCAGAUCGGCGUUCUUUUCGCCUCCAAAGCCAUCCUGCAGCUGCUGGUCAACCCUCUGAGCGGCACCUUCAUAGACAGGGUCGGAUAUGAAAUUCCACUUUUCAUCGGACUCAACAUCAUGUUCCUGUCCACAGUUAUAUUCGCCUUCGCGGAAAAUUACGCCACGCUGUUCCUGGCGCGCAGCAUGCAGGGCCUCGGCUCGGCUUUCGCGGACACUUCGGGAAUCGCUCUAAUCGCAGACAAAUACACGGAGGAAGCAGAGAGGAGUAAAGCGCUGGGUAUCGCUUUAGCUUUUAUCUCUUUUGGGAGUCUCGUGGCACCCCCUUUUGGAGGGAUCCUCUAUCAGUUCGCGGGAAAACGCGUGCCAUUCCUGAUCCUGGCCUGUAUCUGCCUCGCUGACGGCGUGCUGUGUCUCACUGUGCUCAAACCCUUCUCUAGCCGAGAGAGAGAGAACAUGCCGGUGGGCACCCCGAUCUAUAAACUGAUGAUCGACCCUUACAUUGCCGUGGUGGCGGGCGCGCUGACAAUCUGUAACAUUCCUCUAGCCUUCCUGGAGCCCACGAUCGCCACAUGGAUGGAAGAAACCAUGAAAGCUAACCAGUGGGAGAUUGGCAUGACGUGGUUCCCUGCCUUUUUCCCGCAUGUUUUAGGUGUGUUCAUCACUGUGAAACUAGCAGCCAAGUAUCCUCACCUGCAGUGGUUUUACGGGGCCAUAGGCAUGGUGUUCAUAGGCGCAAGCUCGUGCACAGUCCCCGCCUGCAAAAACUUUGGACAGCUCAUGAUCCCGCUGUGCGGAAUCUGCUUCGGCAUCGCCUUCGUGGACACCGCGCUCCUGCCCACGCUGGCUUUCCUGGUGGACGUCAGGCACGUGUCCGUCUACGGCAGCGUGUACGCCAUCGCAGACAUCUCCUACUGCGUGGCCUACGCUCUGGGGCCCGUGGUGGCUGGACAAAUAGUGCACGACCUGGGCUUCGUCCAGCUCAACUUGGGCAUGGGGCUCGCCAACGUGCUUUACGCACCGGCGCUGCUUUUGCUGAGGAACGUGUCGCAGCUGAAGCCGUCUUUCUCCGAGCGCAACAUGCUCCUGGAGGACGGUCCGACAGGACUGUACGACACGAUUAAGAUGGAGCAACGGGAAAAGAAGCGGAAGGGUCUGUGCACGACAAUUGAGGAGAAUGGAAUUGAAAGUUUUACGCAGCGCUCCUAUUCCGAGGAGGAAUCUUCAGGCGGAGAGUACGCGUAAAAGUCACUU
Thalassophryne amazonica is the source of this 1603-nucleotide messenger RNA. RefSeq names its product solute carrier family 18 member 3a (gene slc18a3a). Gene Ontology annotation, cellular component: AP-2 adaptor complex; AP-1 adaptor complex; terminal bouton. Gene Ontology annotation, biological process: xenobiotic transport; transmembrane transport; chemical synaptic transmission. Bases 17 to 1594 code for a protein of 525 amino acids. Lineage: Eukaryota; Metazoa; Chordata; Actinopteri; Batrachoidiformes; Batrachoididae. The record is from RefSeq and is a predicted model, not a curated record. Gene Ontology annotation, molecular function: acetylcholine transmembrane transporter activity; xenobiotic transmembrane transporter activity. The transcript has 2 exons.